AUGUACCUUGUCGUUAACACUGACAUUGGGCUGACAGUUUUGUGGGACCGCAAAACCACAGUCAGCAUCAUUCUGCAUUCUAAUUACACGGGAAAAGUUUGUGGCCUAUGUGGAAAUUUUAAUGGAGAUGGAAAAGACGACUUCACCACUAAAGGUGGUUUGCAAACUUCAAAUAUAAUAGAGUUUGUUGAGAGCUGGAAGCAGAAAACCCCUUGCCCAGAUUCUGCACCAGACUUUGACCCAUGCUUUAAAAACCCCUAUCGAUCGGCAUGGGCACAGAUUAAAUGUGCCAUUAUAAAAAAGCUGGAUGGUGCAUUCAAAGAUUGCCAUAGAAAGGUGGAUCCAAGCCCAUAUUAUGACAACUGUUUGAAGGACACGUGUGCAUGUGACACUGGUGGUGAUUGUGAGUGCUUGUGUACGGCUGUGGCAGCUUAUGCUCAAGCCUGCAACGAGGCCAGUGUUGGUGUAGACUGGAGAACUCCCGAGAUCUGCCGAUGUUUUCCGGAGUGUCCAGAUGACAAACCAUUUUAUGAUGAGAAAAACAAUGUCUGUGUGCCGCACUGUGCUUUCACAACUCCUACUUCAACCUUUACAACCACUUCAACAUUUUCAACCACCUCCAUUACAACAACUACUCCUACUUCAACAUUUACAACCACCCACUCCCAUUACUACAACUACUAUGACACCAUCUACAACAACUGA
Messenger RNA from Danio rerio (zebrafish), 705 nucleotides. The record is from RefSeq and is a predicted model, not a curated record. Lineage: Eukaryota; Metazoa; Chordata; Actinopteri; Cypriniformes; Danionidae.